AUGUUUUUCAAGUAUCUGGUUGUGUUUGGAGGUUUGGCAGGAUUGGCGGAGUGCUGUAAUGUGAGAUGGCUGGAUACUUCAACGGUUCAACCUUCGACUUCAACCGUCACAACACCUACGACCACUUUAACGACCUCAACUACACCAAGUACAACUGUGACAACCACCCAAACCACCACCACAGUCACAACAUCAACAUCUCCACCAACAACCACUGAACCAAAAUGCCCUUCAGGCUGGACAACCUACACAAGAACAACUGCUGCAAGAUGGUGUGUGAAAGUUAUCUUGGCAACUGUAAACCAUCAACAAGCUACGGAUUUAUGCGCUUCUUAUGGUGGAGUCAUAACUGGAUUGCAGACUGCAGCUGAACGAACCGGGGUUUCUAAACUCCUUCAAACUGCUACAUCCCUCUCGUCUUCGAUUAUCUUCAUUGGAGCGGAAAGAACAUCAGAUUGCGCCACUUCUAAUCUCACAUCAACUUGCACUAAACUAAACUCGUUCGAAUGGACAGAUGGUGUUACAACUGGAACAACCGGAUUUGUUUGGGAUCCUCUUCAACCUGAUAACAACGAGGGAAAUGAGAAAUACGCUGUAAUGACACAACAAAACUCGUCCCUCAGCGAUGUCUGCGCAACAACUGUAGUCAACGGUGCUGCCUGUGGUGCGAAACCCGCAGAUAUCGUUACACCUCCCGCAGUCACCGUAACAGAGGCGCCAAGCGGACCAUUCACAGUGUGUCCUGCAGGUUGGGCGAGCUAUACUCGUUCGAUUGGUGAUUGGUGCAUCAAAGUGUUUGUCCAGUCUUUGAACUACGACGCAGCAGUGGCGAAAUGUGCGUGGCAUGGCGGGAAACUGACAGGUUUCCAAAGUGCUCAAGAACGUGUUGAAGCCGCAACUUCGUUGUGGCAACAAACAAACAACCUGCAAGCUAGCGCAAUUGUUGGUGCGGUUCGAACCAACGAUUGUCUAAUCUCAAAUCUCACUGCAACCUGUACCGAGACAAAUUCGUUCUCAUGGACUGAUGGUGUGACAACUGGAACUGAUGCUUUUGUUGGCGGAUGGGACGAUGAACAACCCGACAAUGCAAACGGAAACCAAAUUUACGUUGCAGUCUCAGCAGUUUCUCGAACUUUAAAAGAUUUCCGAGUUGCCACGUGGAUGGGAGCAGUCUGUGGAGCACAACCCUCAGAUAUCAAACGACCUUAA
Caenorhabditis angaria is the source of this 1209-nucleotide messenger RNA. The record is from the annotation of a GenBank genome assembly. Lineage: Eukaryota; Metazoa; Nematoda; Chromadorea; Rhabditida; Rhabditidae.